GCUUCGUGCAUCGAGGAGGGCGUCCUACUCUCCGGGAGACCCUGCGGUGCACGGGGAGGGGGGGGCUUUCCCGGUCCAUUUUUAGGGGCGGAGGAAUCUCCCCCCACCCCUAAAAAGCAAGCGGGACUUCUGAGCCAGGAAGCCAAUCGGUGACACCCUUACAAAGUGAUUGGAAGGGGGGGGGGGGGAGAGAUGCACCUGUUGAAUGUCCACCUCGUGGGUCGCAGUGAAAGUCUCCCUGCUGGGGGCGGAAGCGGCAUCGGCCGCGCCGUCUGCGCUCGCCUGGCCCGGGAAGGGGCGCUGGUGGCCGUGGCCGACUGCAACGAGGCCGGCGCGGCCGAGACCCUGCGGGGGCUGCCGGCAGGAGACCACCAGGCCUGGGGGGUCGACGUGGGCUGCUCCGAGGGCGUGGCGGGGCUCGUGGGGCGCGUCCAGACCCACUACUCCCGCCCAGCCACCAUCUGCGUAAACUGUGCCGGCAUCACCACGGACGAAUUCCUCCUCAAGCAGACGGAAGAGGCCUUUGAUGCCGUCCUCAGGGUGAAUCUCAAGGGGACGUUCUUGGUGACCCAGGCCGUGGCCCAAGCACUGGUAGCAAGCGGAGCACCCGGGGGCUCCAUCAUCAACAUGGGCAGCAUCGUGGGGAAGGUGGGGAACCUGGGGCAGGUGAACUACGCCGCCUCCAAGGCCGGGGUGGAGGCUCUGACCAAGACAGCGGCCAAGGAGCUGGCCAGGUACGGGAUUCGCUGCAACACAGUCCUCCCCGGUUUCGUCCGCUCCCCCAUGACCGAUAAAGUACCCCAGAAAGUGCUGGACAAGUUUGCAGCAAUGGUGCCUCUGGGACGUCUGGGGGAGCCUGAAGACGUGGCCGAUGUCUGUGCUUUCCUGGCCUCCGAUGAGAGCAGGUACAUCACUGGAGCCAGCGUGGAGGUAACAGGGGGUCUUUUCAUCUGACACGUGCAUUUCUGGAGCCCCCACACACACACCCUCCUGAGUUGACACUCCCGGAGCCCCCCAAGAGAGGCCGUGGGCACAGCUGGAACUCGUGGCAGAAGCCGGCCUCCUGGGCUCCCAGCUGGGGGGCUGCCAAGAAAGUUGCCAGAAGAGAUCAGCUCCUGGCCAGGAUGUCCGUUGCCACCCGGGGGGGGGGGGAUCUGCCCUCCACCCCCGCCUUGAAUCGCUGAUCCGGAUGUGGUGAUUGAUGAAUGUCCUUGAUUGACUGAUGGUAGAACUUUAAAUAAAUGAGCAUUUGCAACCUC
Sphaerodactylus townsendi is the source of this 1259-nucleotide messenger RNA. RefSeq names its product hydroxysteroid 17-beta dehydrogenase 8 (gene HSD17B8). The record is from RefSeq and is a predicted model, not a curated record. The transcript has 9 exons. NCBI's taxonomy places the organism in Eukaryota, Metazoa, Chordata, Lepidosauria, Squamata, Sphaerodactylidae. Gene Ontology annotation, molecular function: oxidoreductase activity, acting on the CH-OH group of donors, NAD or NADP as acceptor. Bases 193 to 954 code for a protein of 253 amino acids.